UGACAGCUAGACUUUUUCCCAAUUCCAAAAAAUAAACAUUCGUGGCAUUAAAUACAAUUUUAUUUCUUAUUUAUCAUAGUUUUUAAUCUAUUUAUGUGCCUAAUUAUUAUCAAACAAAACAACAUACAUAAUUUCAAUUGUUUAUAAUCUCAAUCAGAGGACAAACGAAAAACAUGGCUAACUUGAAGCAAGACCUCGACGAAUAUUUGCUUCUGCAAAGUGACCAAAAGAAGAAUUUUGGUAUAAAAAUACCCGAUAUAAAAGUUCCUGAAUUUGGGAAGCUAUUUUCACGCAACGAAACUGCUCCCGAAGCGAAUAGUUGGCUUAAAGAGACUCAAGAUUCUUGUUGCCCGAAAUUAUCCCGGCUACAGAGAAUCGUAGGAUUUGUUGCAUGUUUGGGGAUGGGAGCUCUUUGUUUGACGAUAUCUACAUUCUAUAUUCCUGUCCUUAUGUUUAAAGCCAGGAAAUUUGCACUGCUCUACACACUUGGAAGUGUUUUCUUUAUUUUAAGUUUUUGCUUUCUAUCCGGGUUCACAGCGUUUUUCAAGCAAAUGUUCUCCAAGCCACGACUUCUCGUAUCAGCUUCGUAUACGUUUUGCCUCAUUGCGACACUUUAUUGGUCUUUGUUUGCUCAAAGUACUGCACUCACUGUGCUAUUUGCUGUGGCACAAAUAAUUGCCUUGCUUUUUAUGGUCCUCGGAACGGUUCCUGGUGGUGCAACAGGAGUUCGUUUCUUUGGACAAUUGUUCAAAAGUAAAGUUACCAAUACACUGCCGGUCUAGACAUAGUAACUCUUGAAACCGACCCGAUCGAUGAUGGGGGAGUUAAAUAAAUAUGAAGAAAAGCAAUCAUUAAUAAAUUGCUGAAUAUAACACAAAUUACCACAAGAUAGAUGGUAUUUGAAGGUAGUUUUAAAUGAUCUAAUUAUAAGUUUAUGUGAUAUAUUUUUUUGUAUAUAAUAAUUACGAAAUACAACCGAAAGCACAGUA
Messenger RNA from Eupeodes corollae, 989 nucleotides. RefSeq lists its product as uncharacterized. Gene Ontology annotation, biological process: vesicle-mediated transport. The transcript has 3 exons. The record is from RefSeq and is a predicted model, not a curated record. The coding region runs from base 174 to 782 and encodes 202 amino acids. Lineage: Eukaryota; Metazoa; Arthropoda; Insecta; Diptera; Syrphidae. Gene Ontology annotation, cellular component: membrane.